Acaulospora morrowiae is the source of this 572-nucleotide messenger RNA. NCBI's taxonomy places the organism in Eukaryota, Fungi, Glomeromycota, Glomeromycetes, Diversisporales, Acaulosporaceae. The record is from the annotation of a GenBank genome assembly.
CACAAGAACGCCAUGAAGCGAGGAAUGUAGAAUUUUCCGAACAAAAAUCAAAACACAUCGAGGAAACCAAGCAAGCUAUUCAAAUAAAUGAAUCCUUAAGACAAGAACUAGAAAAAACUCUCGAAGAGAAAAAAAUAUUAGAAAACCAAAUUGAAAUGGCCGAAGUUGAAACUUCCAACUUGUUAAGAAAGGUCGAAGAUUUGGAAAAUUUGAAGUCUAACAUUAAUAACUUGGGAAAUUUGCAGUCUGGAAUUGCAGAAAAGGAUACUCAACAUUCUGAUAGAAGGACGGAUGAUGAGAAUACUACCGGAAAAGAAACUAGAAUCGAUAACGACCAAUUACAGUCCGAAAGGGACGUGCUGAAGACGGAAAAUGCCAAACUUUCAAGGGAUCUACAAAAGAUUAACGAUAGAAAUCAACGUUUAGAGAUUCAACUAAGUGAAAUGGUCGACAUUAUGGGAAAUAGAUCGAAUGAAUCGUACGCUUACCCUUCGGAAAUCCUACAAUCCUGUAAGCGAUCUUUGAAUUUAGGUUCGGAUGAUAAAAAUCUAUGGACGCAUUUGGAAAAUGAG